This is a messenger RNA of Sinocyclocheilus grahami, 1268 nucleotides long. Its product is annotated as extensin-like. The record is from RefSeq and is a predicted model, not a curated record. Bases 156 to 1268 code for a protein of 370 amino acids. Lineage: Eukaryota; Metazoa; Chordata; Actinopteri; Cypriniformes; Cyprinidae. The transcript is spliced from 2 exons.
UUAUCUUCUGACAACUGCGACACAACACCAUUUUAGUUGUACAUGCUGGAUCAUUUUGAAUCAUAACGGAAUAACUCAAUGGAUUAUUAAUUAUGAGGGGCUGAGGAGAGCGAAGUACCACUUUUUUACAAACUCCUGGAAGCCUUUGAGUCAGAAUGAUGGAACAGGAUGAAUCAAUAGACUUUAAAACCCUGAAGGCACGGUUCCAGGGUGAAAACGGUCUGAAGAUCCAGACUAAACCUGCACUCCCAGAUAAACCCAAAACCAUCCCUCCAUCAACAAAAGUCAGCAAUCCCAUGAUCUCAUCCAUCAAUACUGCUGUGCAAAAAGGGACAUUUCAAGCACCACGUGUCGUCUUCAAACAAGACAAAAAUCUAAAUCGCCAGCUCUCUUCACCUGGGGGAUUAAAGACUAGAGAGAACCAACCCAUCAAUAAUGGUGAACUGCUGGAUAAUAUGCAGAAGGAGGUCAACACUGUUAAGCAGAAUCUGAAAGACAAGAAUCUUCUGCUGGUUCUGCCCGUAGCUCCAAAAGCCAAAACUCCAGAGCCUGAUUCCAGCCCACGUACACCUGUGUCCACUUCACCAGUCAAAGUGACGAAACCCGAAAAGUUUGUAUUUACCCCUCAAAAAACUAGCAAAGAUGAAUGUGAGAAAAUAGACCCUGUGAAAGAGGUAGACACUACCAAAAAGUCUCUGAAGGACAGGAAUUUUCCAAUGGUUCUGCCAGUGGCUCCGAAAAAAGCUGAAAGCCCAGAACCUGAACCCAGCCCACUUACACCUGUGUCCAUUCCACCAACCAAAGUGUCCACAACCAAGAGUUUUGUAUUUACUCCUCAAAAAACUAACCAAGAUGAGAAUGAGAAGGCAGACACAGUAAAUGAGGUCGACAUUACCAAAAAGUCUCUGAAAGAGAGCAAUCUUCCACUGGUUCUGCCAGUGGCUCCAAUAAAAGCGGAUACCACAGAGCCUGAACCCAGCCCCUAUAGACCUCGGGAUUCCACACCCAAGACUUUUGUGUUUACCACUCAAACAACUAGCAAAGAUGAGAAUGAGGAAGCAGAUACAGUGGAAAGACCACCACCAGCUAGUCAUACCCCUGCUCCAAGUCACCCAGCUCCUGCUGGGCCAUCUGUAACAGCGAAUCCCCCUACUCAAAGUGUUCCUGUUGUCCCUAAGGCUGUUGUACCUUCUCAGACAUCGACUGGAACACCUCCUAGAGUACUAUGGUAUUUUUAUCUGAUAGAUCUGAUACAGUACCAUAAGUGA